Molecule: messenger RNA, 2129 nt
Organism: Medicago truncatula (barrel medic)
Lineage: Eukaryota; Viridiplantae; Streptophyta; Magnoliopsida; Fabales; Fabaceae
Product: protein NRT1/ PTR FAMILY 5.2
Exons: 4
Coding region: 168-1964 (598 amino acids)
Biological process (GO): transmembrane transport
Cellular component (GO): membrane
Molecular function (GO): transmembrane transporter activity
Source: RefSeq, a predicted model, not a curated record
GGUCGAAGAGGUAAACACCACCGAAUUACGAAAAUAGCAAGAGGCAAAAAACAAAUUGCGGAUUAUUCUUUCAAAUAUCCCUUGAGAUUUCUAUUCUACCUUAGUUUUUUCACAAGAAUAAACUCAAAUAAUUUCAUUAGUAAGAUUUCUACCUUAGCUAGGGAAUCAUGGAAGUGGUUGAAGAAAAAGGACAAGACAAUGAUUACACGCAAGAUGGCACAGUAAGUCUACAAGGUAAACCGGUUUUAAGAUCAAAGACCGGAAGAUGGAAAGCUUGCUCUUUUAUAGUAGGGUAUGAAAUGUUUGAGAGGAUGGCUUACUUUGGGAUAGCUUCAAACUUAGUGGUGUAUUUGACAAAUCAGCAUCAUGAGGGUACUGUGGAAUCUUCAAACAACGUUAGCAAUUGGGCGGGUUCAGUUUGGAUGAUGCCACUUGUAGGAGCUUACGUAGCUGAUGCAUAUCUUGGUCGAUACUGGACCUUUGUAGUUGCAUCGUGCAUUUAUCUCUUGGGGAUGUGUUUGUUGACUCUAGCAGUUUCACUACCAUCAUUGAGCCCACCACCAUGUACAGAAGGCAUCGUUGGUGAGAAUUGCCUCAAGGCGACACCAUUGCAAAAGGGUGUUUUCUUCCUUGCCUUAUACACCAUUUCUCUAGGCAAUGGUGGAACCAAGGCCAACAUUUCUACUCUGGGAGCAGACCAAUUUGACGAGUUUGAUACCAAAGAGAGAUUCUAUAAGCUCUCUUUUUUCAAUUGGUGGUUUUCUAGCAUUUUAAUCGGCAUGCUUUUUUCCAGCACUAUCUUGGUUUACAUACAAGACAAUGUGGGUUGGGGCCUCGGAUACGGACUUCCAACCAUUGGCCUUGCUGUUUCAAUAAUAACGUUUUUUGUAGGAACGCCAUUUUAUAGGCAUAGAUUUCCCUCAGGCAGCCCUAUAACAAGGAUGCUUCAAGUCUUUGUGGCUGCUAUGAGAAAAUGGAAGACGCAUGUUCCAAAUGAUCCAAAACUGUUACAUGAGCUAAGUAUAGAAGAGUAUGCAUGUAACGCUAGAAACAAAAUUGAACACACAUCUUUCUUGAGAAUCCUUGACAAAGCAGCUGUAACAACUGGCCAAACUUCAUCAUGGAUGCUAUGUACAGUGACACAAGUUGAGGAAACCAAGCAAAUGAUUAAACUGAUACCUAUUUUGAUUAUAACAAUUAUUCCAAGCACCAUGGUAAUGCAAUCAUUCACACUCUUCAUUAAACAAGGUACCACACUUGAUAGAAGAAUGGGACCCCAUUUUGCAAUCCCAGCGGCAAGUCUCCUAGCAGUUAUAGUUAUCUUCAUGCUGAUAAGCAUUGUAGUCUAUGAUCGUGCUUUUGUUCCUGUGAUUAGGUCCUAUACAAAGAACCCUAGAGGGAUCACAAUCCUACAGAGACUAGGAGUUGGCCUUACAUUGCACGUUAUUGUGAUGCUUAUUGCAAGUUUGGUUGAGAGGAAGAGACUCAAUGUUGCAAGAGAAAACAACCUCUUAGGCCUGCAUGAUACACUACCUCUUACUAUUUUCGCUCUCUUUCCUCAAUUUGCUUUAGCAGGGGUUGCUGAUAGCUUUGUUGAAAUUGCUAAGAUGGAGUUUUUUUAUGAUCAAGCACCAGAAGGCAUGAAAAGUCUUGGAGCAUCACUUUCCACAACAAGCUUGGGUUUGGGAGGUUUUGUUAGUGCCUUCAUUCUGUCAACUGUUGCUGAUAUCACUCAAAGACAUGGUCACAAAGGUUGGAUUUUGAAUAAUCUAAACAUCUCUCGUUUAGAUUACUAUUAUGCUUUCAUGGUAGUAUUAAGCUUACUCAACCUCAUAUGCUUCAUAUUUGUUGCCAAGUUCUAUGUUUAUAAUGAUGUAAGGCAAAACAAUCCAAGCUUGGAGAAAAACCCUGCUCCAUCUCAGAACAAUUCUAAAAUAAAUUGUCAACUCCUAGGGGAAAUAUGAACUUGACAAAGAAUUAAGUUCACGGGUUUAAGAUUCUUCAAAAGUGUAAUAUUUACUUAAGAGCUUGGAAUGUAGUCCUCCUGUAGGUAAGUUAAUAGAAAUGGUUGUUGAGUUCAUAUUGAUCAUGUUUUAAGGAAAACCAAUAUUGUAUUAUUCUUUUGGAAA